This is a messenger RNA of Prunus armeniaca (apricot), 210 nucleotides long. Lineage: Eukaryota; Viridiplantae; Streptophyta; Magnoliopsida; Rosales; Rosaceae. The record is from the annotation of a GenBank genome assembly.
AUGGCUAGGCACGAGGGUGCCAAAGGAGACACAAAGUUUGUGUGCCGCAAGGCGAUGUGGCUAGGUACGGGGGUGCCGAAGGGAAGGAAUGCAUAUGUGCUUAGUGGACGCCGAAGGGCACUAGAGGAAGAGAAGAACAACAAAGCUUCUUGUGUUGAUUCCCACAGACGGCGCCAAACUGUUGAUGCUCUUUUUGGGAGGUCAACUUAG